AUGUUAGCAGUAGCUGAUGUGAAUAGUGACAACUUACCAGAUAUUAUCGUUGCAAACUAUGGUUCGAAUAACGUUGGUGUUCUUCUUAAUGGAGGCUCUGGCACAUUCCUUGCUCAAACUACUUAUACAACUGAUACUAAUCCAUACUCAGUAGCAGUAGCCGAUGUAAAUAGUGAUGGCAAACUGGAUAUUGUUGUUGCAAACUAUGGUUCGAACGACGUUGGUGUUCUUCUCAAUGCAGGCACUGGUACAUUUCUUGCUCAAACUAUUUAUGCAUCUGGUACUAAUCCAUACUCAACAGCAGUAGCUGAUGUGAAUAGUGACAGUAAACCGGAUAUUAUUGUCGCAAACUAUGGUUCGAACGACGUUGGUGUUCUCAUACAAUGUUAA
Messenger RNA from Adineta steineri, 390 nucleotides. The record is from the annotation of a GenBank genome assembly. NCBI's taxonomy places the organism in Eukaryota, Metazoa, Rotifera, Eurotatoria, Adinetida, Adinetidae.